AAACGAUGGAGAAGAGGAAAUUCACACAAAGGGAUGCCUUUACUAUUCUUCUGCUAUAAAAUCCAACUUGAAGAAUCCCACUGACGUUGGCAAUCUCAUGCGUUUUGGAGGAGCGGGCUCUGAAGCGAGCAUCCAUCUCCAUUUGGAUCAUUGAUGUCCAAGCCGAGGGUGCUCUCAUUCACAGGAAUGAAGGUGGCGCCUUUCUCAUGCACACCAACUGUUCGACUUGUGGCCCGUUGAGUUAGGUAUGAGGAGUUAGGACUGUGUGCUACUCCCAUUAUAAAUUUCAUUUACCGGUUUUCAUAUGAAAAUCCGUGGUCAAAUUUACCAAGCAAAAAAUCAAGGGAAACCAAAGAAUACAUGAACACCAUGGAAAAAGCACUGGGUGGCAGUAGGCUCCCUAAACAGGUUUAAAGUUUUGCUAGAAUUUCUGCAAACGUUGUUUAGCCAAAUGAUAUGUUGGCACAGGGAGAGACCAAGGCUUCACAUUGUGAAGAUUGACAGAACUACCAAUCAAAAGGUUCUUUUUUAAUAUGCUUCAUAUUUCUUUGAAGAAAUAGCCAAAGGAAUUCUUUGGGAGAAAGAAAAUCACAUAAAUUCACUUUCUGAGCUGAUCAUGUUGGCAUUUCUUCUCAACUUUGAUGAAGAAGCUAUUAGGUUUUGAAGUUAAAUAAUUUGCAAGUUUUUGUGGAGGACAAGUUUCUGUCAGUAGCCUAGGCAUGGUGAGUACAGCUGAUAUUCCUUGUGAGUGAGUAGGCAUGGUGAGCACAGCUAAUAUUUGUUAUGAGUGAGUAGGCAUAGUGAGCACAGCUAAUAUUUCAACUUCUUCGCAUUUGGCCAUUUUAAUCUUCAUGCACACCUUUUUAAUAUUUAUAAUUAAAUUUUUCCUUCAGGCAUAUGGAGUGUGGCUGGGUGAAGGAUAUGGUAGUUUGUAAUAUCAGGCUUAUUUGGAAAAAUUAGACUGUUACGAAGGAGAUUUCAUCCUCACAAGGAUGAUUACUAUAGGAAGCAUUCCGAUUGCUCAGACCAAUUGGGCACAGUUGCUUCCACUGUUGCCUGCUAGGGUGGUAUAUUACCAUGACUAUGUUUUAUGGUCAAAUUUGCUAGAUUUUAAUUCAUACAUGAAGAGGAAUUGUCCUUGUCUCUGAUACCGUAACACUACUCAUGUUAAUUUUCUUUCUUUGUAGCCUAUUUAAGGAUCAUUCAGGUACGAUUCCUAUGCUUUGCUAAAGUUUGCUCUGAUUUUUUUCUUAUAAGAAAACAACUUUAAUUCAACUUAAUACAGUCUGGUAGUAUAGCUCUACUUGUCAAUUUCUACUUUUGAAAAGAAGAUCUACUUUGACAAGUGAGCUUUAUAAAUGUAUAGACACAAUUUUGUACAACUUGGAACUCAACUUUUUCUUUUUUCAUGAUGCCGCAUGUCCAUAUAUUUUGAUUUACUAUAAUGGAGACAUCUGUUUUAAAAAUCAGUUACAUGUUAGGUAGUCUCUAGCAUUGUCCAUGACAUCUAACAUUAAAAAACUCAUCUAGGAGAGUUAACUUCUUUUAACAUUCAAGAUAGAUUGUGAGAUGCAAGCUUUAGAAGAAGCUGAGGCUGAAAGAAUGUCAAUGAUCAGAUGGGCGACACCAGACGCUUCAUGCUUGGAGGAGACAAAUAAAAUACAGUAGAAAUUGACUU
Molecule: messenger RNA, 1678 nt
Organism: Rubroshorea leprosula
Lineage: Eukaryota; Viridiplantae; Streptophyta; Magnoliopsida; Malvales; Dipterocarpaceae
Source: the annotation of a GenBank genome assembly